UUAUCCCCAUUUGCCGCUCUGCGCUUCCCGCCUCCCACCUCACCGCCGGCGAGCGAUGCCUCCCCCGGCGGGGUUGCUCCCCUGGCCAUCGCCGUCCACCACGCGCCUGACCACCCCAACGCCGACUCGCCCUCCUCCACGCACCGCCCGCGUCCGCCCGCCGCCUCCUCCUCCCCCGUACACUCGCGUCCGCCUUCCUCCUCCCCCUCCGCCUCCUACGAUGCCACCACCGCCCCGCCUCGAACCCGCCGCGCCAAAACCAACCGCCGCCUCCACCCCCUUUCCUCCGGACACAGUCUCCACCGCGUCUUCGUCGUCCACCUGCCUCGAUUGCGUCCACUUCGGAAAGUGCUCAGGCUGCACGCACGAGGUAGACCUCGACAAGCCGCCGGUGCUGCAGGAGGUGGCGAAUUUCUUCAAGGGCCACGGUGUCGGAGAUUUCACCUUCAGCAGGGGUAGGCUGUCCCAAUGGCGGUGCCGGGCAAAGUUAGCAGUUCGUGGAACACCAGAGAACCCGUUGAUCGGUUUAUACCAGGAAGGGACACAUGUCGUUACAGAUAUUCCGGAAUGCAGAGCUCACCAUCCAAGCAUUAAUGCUGCUGUUAAGCUGCUAAGGCAAGGUAUAUCUGAGUUGAAUAUUCAGCCAUAUGACGAAGAUGCUGGAACUCGUGAACUCAGAUAUGUUCAGAUGGCUGUGACAAUGUACAACACAUCUAUUCCAGUUGAUAAAAGAUAUGAGCAAGGGAGAGUUCAAGUUUCGUUGGUUUGGAAUUCAAGAGAUGAGCGUUCCCAAAAUGCAGAGAAGCUGGCUUUAUUGAUAGAAUUCUUGUGGAGAAAUGGUGGGCCAAAAGGUAGUGUUCAUCUGAUCCAUUCCAUAUGGGCCAAUUUUCAGACAUCAACAAGCAAUAUAAUUUUUGGGCAUAAAUGGAGACAUCUCAAAGGGGAGAGAGACCUGUGGGAGCAUUAUGGAGGAGUUGAUAUUUCGCUGGACCCUUGUAGCUUUGGCCAGGCUAAUACUCUGUCAUUUAACUCUUUGCUGCAUAAGCUGAACAAGUAUGUACCACGUGGUUCAACAGUUGUUGAUAUGUACUCCGGUGCUGGUGUUAUUGGGCUAUCGGUUGCUGCUUCAAGGAAAUGUAGAUCUGUGAAAUGUGUUGAGAUUAACAAACAAUUGAAGAUGUCUUUUGAGAAAUCAGCAAGCCGACUUCCAACGAACCUGGGUUGCACCAUCACUUGGCACAAUACUGAUGCUUCAGUUGAACCUGUUCACUGGCUUGAAGGGUCAAGCGUUGUUAUUGUGGAUCCUCCCAGGAAGGGAUUGCAUCCAUCUGUUAUCACUGCUUUGCAGAAAGUUGCUUUAUCUGAGCGCAAGGCAUACAAGGCUAAAAGUUCACUUGCAAAGGUUAAGGAUGAGAAGAGACCAUGGAUCCUACGGGCAAGGGAGGCAGCUGUUCAUGUUGAUAAUGCGACGACAGAAGAGAGCAGCGAAACCUGGCCUGAAACCCUUAUAUACAUUAGCUGUGGGUGGGAAAGUUUUAAGAAGGACUGCAAAAGCUUGAUAUCCAGCAAGGCCUGGCAAUUGGAGAAUGCCCAUGCUUUUAACUUCUUCCCUGGCACAGAUAGUCAACUUUGAAUCAUACUAAAUGGAAUUGCUAGUGCAGCAUUGAAAUCCUGGCAAUCUUCAAACGUGAAUCAGAAGCUGGUCAGAAGAAAAAGAAGAAAGCAAAAAAGAAGAAGGCCAAGUAGACUAUAACGGCAGGCUAACCCAACUGUAACUGGAAGACUGAAGUGUUAUGACCUAAGAGUUUUGGCAAAUCUUUAAUGCUGAUCCAGAAUUCCAGAUAUAGCAUGGAAUACUGUCAUUGGCGCUCUGAGGAAUUUUACACACUCCAAACCAAUCAGCUCAAUGAUCUGUGACUAGCUGUCUAAAAAAAAACUGACCUGCGAGGGGCAAGCCGCGCCCCGGGCAUUAAUGUAAGAAGAAGACCUCUCACGUAGGCCGAGAAAACCCCCGAACUCCUGCCCCACCUUUACACAGGGGCGCCGUAACCCAUACCGUAACCCGUGUGAGAGCGGGCCGGGGUGAGCCGGGACCUAUUUCCAUGUGCUUUGGCGUGUAGGCAGGCGAGGGGAUUUUUUAACCUCAGUCUGAAAUUCGCUCCCACCGGAAGUCGAACCCAGGACCUGAGGAGUGCUACUGAUGCCACCUAACCAAUCCGGCUAGGCACCCUUUCGCGUGACUAGCUGUCUAGCUCAUGGUAAUUUUGACACAAGGUAACUCAGAGAAACUUGCUCAAUAUAUUCAACCGACGAAUCUAUUUUACUCAACCGAUGAAUCUUCACCAACUGUUGAUUUGCUAUUUCUAAUAAUCCAAAAUGUAGCCGUCCAAGAGGGGCAGCUUAUCAGAUUGUUAGGGUGAUCGUGUCCGAGAUGCACUAUCAGCAGUGUGCAGACAACUAGAGGCGGGAAUUUCAGACAGCGAGGAGGUCCUUUUGUAUAAAUAUAGUUAGUAGGUCGUUUGCUGUUUUUUUUUCUGCAGUCGCUUAAUGUAGUUUGUGUUUUAUGUCAUGUAUUUCACUGUAUAUUGUUCAGAUACAAGUAUACAACUAUAGUUUGCAUGUAUACGAUGGAGCUCCUCCAUUGUGCUUA
Panicum virgatum (switchgrass) is the source of this 2650-nucleotide messenger RNA. RefSeq lists its product as uncharacterized. The coding region runs from base 56 to 1633 and encodes 525 amino acids. Gene Ontology annotation, molecular function: RNA methyltransferase activity. Gene Ontology annotation, biological process: RNA processing. The record is from RefSeq and is a predicted model, not a curated record. The transcript has 15 exons. NCBI's taxonomy places the organism in Eukaryota, Viridiplantae, Streptophyta, Magnoliopsida, Poales, Poaceae.